Messenger RNA from Prinia subflava (tawny-flanked prinia), 6396 nucleotides. RefSeq names its product glucagon receptor (gene GCGR). Gene Ontology annotation, biological process: adenylate cyclase-activating G protein-coupled receptor signaling pathway; cell surface receptor signaling pathway. Gene Ontology annotation, cellular component: plasma membrane. Gene Ontology annotation, molecular function: glucagon receptor activity; peptide hormone binding. The transcript is spliced from 13 exons. The coding region runs from base 4232 to 5944 and encodes 570 amino acids. NCBI's taxonomy places the organism in Eukaryota, Metazoa, Chordata, Aves, Passeriformes, Cisticolidae. The record is from RefSeq and is a predicted model, not a curated record.
GAGCUCCCAGUGCAGGGGAGUGUGCGCAGUGGCCUAUCUGCACUGACCUUUUCCUAGGCUUUUCCCAGCCUGUGCCUCCCCUGUGCCUCCCCUGUGACAUGCUAACCACACGUGUCACACCGACCCUCUUGUGCCUUCCUUCUGUGUUUCAUAGGUUUUCAUGCAACGUGAUGAACAAAAACAGCCCUUUCCUUGAGCCACAGAUGAGGUGCUGUGUGGCUCAGCAUCCCCUUGCCAGAGCCAGCUGGGCAGCAAGGUAAUUUGGCUGCUGCCAGGCUGUAUCAUGGUCCCUCUUUGGUACAGGGCAACUGUGCAGGUGCCCCCUGACCAUGCCUUGUGGUGACCAGGUGGUAGUGGAGGUGAUGCAAGAGCAUUUGUCCUCUUUGCAUCCUAUGCUGCUGUUGAUGAGAACACUGUCAGGGCUGGUUUGGGUUUUCUUGGUCCAAGGUGACACAGAAUCCAACAUCACCAGUGCCUGGUGACGUCGGCUCUCUCCAUGUGCCGAGCUCAGGGCUUCCACAAUCAUGUAGCUCUGUGCAAACAAGUCACAGCCUUGCAGCACAAGGACUGUUCCAGGCUGCUCAGCUGCUCCUCUGCUGCCAAAGUUCCUUGUACUUAGAUCUCAAGGAAAGAAUGGAGAAAGGGAAUAGGAAACAUCCCCAAGCUUCCGACACGGACACAGGGCAGGGACAGUGCAGGACAGACCUCCUGGGCCUCCCUGCCGUGGCAAUCUCUCCUAGCCUUGCCCCGAUUGCCGUGGUCCUGGGUGGAAAGUGGAGCAGCAUCUGCAGGGCUAGGCUGGCACUGGCAUUGCAUCAGCUCUGGCCCAGCACCGUCCCCUCCCCUGCCAAGUGCCCAAGCCCCUGCCGUGCUGGCAUGUAGCUCCAAGCUCAAAGCCAAGCCAGCCGUGGAAAGCACCGCAUUAGCGCACGGGGGGCUAAUCCCUGUGUCCAGAGGCUGCACAGCCCCCACAGCUGCCUCCAAGCCAACGGGGCCGUGCUGCGUGCAGGGCUGGGCUCACACGAGGCCAGGUGCCCACCCCAUCAGGGAGGCAGGAGUCCUGUGGGACCAGGCUCUGAGGGGCUGUGCCAGCCUCACAGCACUUGUGCAGGGCUGUGGCUGUGCCAAGGUGCUCCCAGGUCACGUUGCAGAUGCCCAUGAGUGUCCUAUGGAGACUUUACCAAACCACUGAUCCACAUGACUAUUGGCCGCAGUGAUCCCAGAUGUGGAGCUCGUUCUCUCACACGUGCAAUGGCAGCAAAGCCAGAGGGCAUGGGGUGGCAAAAUCCCCAGAGGAAACUCACCAUGAUGGGAUGAGGAGAGAGCCUCUUCCUAAGGAGGGCUGGGCACUCAGCCACCAGUGAGGGUCCAUGCUGGUACAGAGCUGCUGCAGGGUAGCAUGGAGGCUGCACACCCAUCAAUGGGGAGAAAAUUCUAACGCAGGCCUUUUCCCAUCCAUUCCCUAUGUCUUGGUGCAAUGCCAUGGCAGCAGUGCAUUCAGGUCCUCAAUUUGCCCUGCACCCUGCCUGGGCUGGCCCCUGACUCCUGACCACCCUGGGGCCAGUGGCAGCUGCCAUGAUCUGCAGGUCAGCUGGGGGCCACAGGGCCACCAGUCAGGGGGAACAGGGGUCCUUGCUUUGCCCCCGUGGCUGCAGGGCUGGCACUGCUGGCUUGGGAAAGGCAAAUGCAGCCCACUGUGAGGGCAGAUGAUGGUACCUGUGUCUGACCACUCUAGUCCCCAGCACUGGGGCUGCCAGCAGUGGUGUUGCACAUAGCCAUCCCAGUGUUGGCUCCUUGUUCCUGCUCUCCCAGCACAAGGUGUCUUCUUCAUGGCCAUGGCUCCAAGUGGAGCCAUACUGGGUGUUUGCAGCCAGGGCUCCAUGAAGGUCAGUAGCCACAGAACCAUGACACAGGAACAUACCAACACUAGCAUGGGGCAAAAGUCCCCUGGACACCCGCUGCCAUGCACUGCAGCCCCUCAGAGGCACCAAUUCACAGGCCAAGCACUCUCCACGCACUGCUUAUGACUUGGUGUGGUGGGGGAUUCCCCAAAGACUGUCUCCAGCUGGGGAUGAGGUGCCAGGGCAGGGAAUGUGGCACUGGGAGCCAGCUGGGCACAGCAGAGUGGGAGGAGGUGGUGAGGAUAUGGGGCCAGGUCCCUUGUGCGGUGCUGCCUCUGGCACCCAGGGCACAGCUGAGAGGGGCCGCAGCAAGUCCAGCUACCCCAGGCACUGCAGGCACUGCUACUGGGCAGUGCCAGCUCCGGGGAGUGGUCCCAGCCACCUCAAAGCUUGCUGUUCCACCACACAGAGCCCCUGCUCCCUCUCUGCCAUUGCCUACUGGCACCAGACCAGGGAGAGCUGGUCCAUGGCUACUUCUGCACUUCCACGUCUCUGCUGGAAGCAGCCCCCUGUCUGUGGGCACAUCACCCCUCAUCCUGUGGGUAGUGGAGAUCUGGCAUGGUGCCCCAGUUGUGCAGCGCCACAGGCAGCUGGGACAAAGGGCCUGGGCAGGGUGAGGGGGAAGACCCAUGCUGGGGUGAGGAGCAUGACUGGCCCCCGUGCCAGGACCCCUCACCCAGUGCAGUCUGCCCGGCUUGGCCACAGUGGGACCAGGGCUGGGCAGCGGCUGCCAGAUGGGGGGAGUCCAGGGCAGAGGCCUCCCUGCUGCUAAAUCCCACUGCAGCAACUAAAAAUAGCGACACCUCUGCCCCAAAGUUGCUCCCCGGCUGCGCAGAGGGGCUGACAGCAAGUCACUGUGACCCAAGGACCUGGAGGAGCAUUCCCAACCAGGGCAGGGACUGAUGCUUGGCCAGGGACGGGCACUGGGAUCUUCCCGUGGGACUGGGGCAUAGGCAGCAGUGGGAUGGGACAGGUAGGGAUGAUGUGGGGCUGGAGGGAGGCACAGAGAUGGUGGGAUCAGGCUAGCAGGGGGACAAGGACAGGGAUGCUGGCAUGGGGGUGUGGGAGGAAAGAGACAGGGAUCCUAAGGUGGGAUGGGAGAGACUAGGACAGGGAUACUGGUGGGGCUGGGGUGGGGCUGAGGUGGAGUGAUGACAAAAACAGAAAUUCUGGAAUUCCAGGUGGCUACUGGGCACCCAACAAAGGUCCCUAUUCACAGAUCCCACCCAGUGAGAGCUGUCCCAAGAGACAGUUCUCUCUGUCCUGGGACUGGCUAAAUAAGGCCAUGGCAGGUCCUGCUCCCCAAGCUGCAUCUGGAGCCCCAUGCGCUGAUUAAUGAGCUUCUCCAGCAGCCACUUGCGACAUGGCAAGUGGGUCUGCACGGGUGGAGGAAACACGACUUUCCCAGGGAUAAAAAUAGGCACAGGCAGAGCAGCGAGCCCUGGGAGCAGAACUAGUCGGGGAGCACGACGCUGUGGCUGGUGCCCAGGGAGAGCCCAGGGGCUGGGGGUGAUGCCGUAGUGCCUGUGGUGGCACAAGCACUGCUGUCCCUCCCAUCCCCCCCAGCUUGUGUGCCCUCACCCCACACAGCCAGCCCUGCCAUAGGGCUGCUGCCAUAAAGGGCCCUUGUGGGAAGAGCCAAAAUCCUGCUCAGGAGCCCCAUAACCGGCUUAGGGGGAUGGAGGGAAUUAUGGCACCGCGUGAGCUCUGUGGAGCACCCGGACACCAUGUCAGGGAAGGCCUCAUGUCACUGGUUGGAGCUGGGGCUGAAGGACCCACAGGGGCACAGCCCCGAUGACCUUUUCCUAGAGCCACAGCAGCCCCAUGAGCCAGGAUCCCUGUGGGUAAAUGGCCAGUGUCCCCAUCCCUGCUGGCCCCUGUGCUCUCUGUGGCUCCCUGGCCACUGCUGUCCAUAGUGGGUGCUGCUGCCAGAGCAUGGCUGGGUGUUAGCAGCCCAGGCAUGAGAGUCCAUGGAGACAGGGGGAGCCCAGGGGCCAGUCUCUCUGCCUGAGAGGGUGGAGGAGGGGUCCCUUCUAUCACGGGGGUCCUGCAUUCUCAGGACUUAGCAAUGACACACAGCAGGGUCCCAGCAGCAGUGUGGGGUGGCACCAGCCCAGGUUUUCUGUGGGCGUCUGGAGGCAGCACUGCCGCUGCACUCCAGCCACACAGGGGCUGAAAUUGGCUUGGUGGGCAGACAACCUGCACAGUCACUGUCCCAGUGCCAUCCUGGGAAGGAUAAUGCAGGCUCUUGGUACAAAAACGAGUAAGCAAAUAGCUGAAUGUGAACACCUAGCAGUGUCAGAUGAGGAUGGGGACAGGAGUGAGGCGUCAUGACUGGGGCUGGCUCUGUGCCAGAGUGGCUGCCUCCAACCCCACCUGCCCCCAGCCCCAUGUCCUCCAGCUCUGUCCCAGGAGUCCCCGUGACCAGGCAUCUUGCACAGGGUUGCCCACAUGCCAGGGCCGUCACCACCAGGGUGGAGAAGCUGCUGAGGGCCAGUAGGAAGCCGUGUGCCCUGUGCUGUGUCCCAUGCAUGUGGUCCAGAGGAGGGAUGUCCCAGCCACGUCUCCUCACCCUCCUGGUACUGCUGCUCUGCUGCCAGGGUCCCUCUGCCCAGAUCACGGAUAAUGUUGUUGAGAGAUGGAAGGAGUACAGUGAAGAGUGCCAGCGCAACAUGAGCCGCCUGCCUGCACCCACAGAACUGGUCUGUAACCGCACCUUCGACAAGUUCUCGUGCUGGCCUGACACGAUGCCCAACAGCACAGCCAGUGUGCCCUGCCCCUGGUUCCUGCCCUGGUACCAGAAAGUGAAGCACAGACACGUCUUCAAGACCUGUGGGCCAGAUGGACAGUGGGUGACAGGGCCACAGGGACAGUCCCUGCGCGAUGCCACACAGUGUGAGCAGGAUGACGAGGACCUAAAGGCGCAGGAAAAAUUUGCCAAGACCUAUGGCAGUUUCAAGGUGAUGUACACUGUGGGCUAUUCUGUGUCCCUGUGUGCACUGCUGCUUGCCCUGGCCCUGCUGCUGGGCUUCAGCAAGCUGCAUUGCAUGAGGAACUACAUCCACAUGAACCUCUUCGCCUCCUUCAUCCUCAAGGGCGUCUCUGUGCUGGUCAUCGACGCCCUGCUCAAGACCCACUACAGUGACAAGAUCGACGGCUACAACGUGCAAGUCUGGCUGAGCGACGAGGCAGCUGCAGGCUGCCGGGCAGCCACGGUCUUCAUGCAGUACGGCAUCGUGGCCAACUACUGCUGGCUGCUGGUGGAAGGCAUCUACCUGCACAACCUGCUGGUGGUGGCCGUCUUCUCCGAGAGGAGCUACUUCACUCUCUACCUGUGCAUCGGCUGGGGAGCGCCCAUGCUGUUCCUCAUUCCCUGGGUCAUUGUGAAGUUCCUUUACGAAAACAUACAGUGCUGGUCCACGAACAACAACAUGGGCUUCUGGUGGAUCCUUCGCUUCCCCGUGUUCCUGGCCAUCCUGAUCAACUUCUUCAUCUUCAUCCGCAUCAUUCAGAUCCUUGUUUCCAAGCUCCGUGCACAUCAGAUGCGCUACACUGACUACAAGUUCAGGCUGGCCAAGUCCACGCUGACGCUGAUCCCGCUGCUGGGCAUCCACGAGGUGGUCUUUGCCUUCAUCACAGACGAGCACGCCCAGGGCACACUGCGCUACGUCAAGCUCUUCUUUGACCUCUUCCUGAGCUCCUUCCAGGGGAUGCUGGUGGCCAUUCUCUACUGCUUCGUCAACAAGGAGGUGCAGGCAGAGCUGCUGAAGCGGUGGCAGCGCUGGAAGCUGGGGAAGGACCUGGCCGAGGAGUACAAGCACACCUACAGCCAUGCACCCAGCGCCCGCAACGGCGCUGGCAGCACCUGCGAGAAGCACCAGCUGGUGAGUGGCUGCGCCAACGGGCUGGGGCGCAGCCUGGCCCCCCACCCCAGCUCCCAGCGCCUGGAGAGGAGUGGGCGCAGCGCUACCGAGCACCUUGCCCUGGGGGGCCAUCACCACUGUUAUGAGUUUCCUGAGACCACGGCCGAGAGCCACUUCUGAGCCCACAGCCAGGUGGGAGGGCUGUGCUGAGCCGCUGGGAUGUCGCCGUUCCCUGCCCCAUCCUCCCCAGGUGCUGGCGGGCACUGGGACCCGCCACCCUGGUGAGGGUGCUGCGCUGGGCACAUGGACAAUGGACACAGUGAGGCAGGCAAGUGGGACCUGGACCUCUGGAAGGGGGAACUGUGGGGCCAGGGGCAACUGUGGGGGUGGGAGUUUGUCCUGUAGUGCUGCCCUCAUGCACCUUCGAGUCCCUGUGCGCAGUGCUGUAAUUUAUCUGUCAUAUCUGUAAAUAGGUGUGGGCCCGUGCUGGGCUGCAGGGCCAGCUCUGUGUGUGCCUCUCUGUGGGCUGUGGGGACUAGGAAUACACAUGGACCGUGCUCCCAAGCACCCCAUGGAUGCUCCCAAGCCACAGCCAUGGAUGGGGAGCUGAGUCACCUGGCAGGGAUGGGCUG